This is a messenger RNA of Prunus persica (peach), 1926 nucleotides long. RefSeq lists its product as uncharacterized. The transcript has 3 exons. Gene Ontology annotation, molecular function: RNA-DNA hybrid ribonuclease activity; nucleic acid binding. Bases 1 to 1926 code for a protein of 641 amino acids. Gene Ontology annotation, biological process: DNA integration. The record is from RefSeq and is a predicted model, not a curated record. NCBI's taxonomy places the organism in Eukaryota, Viridiplantae, Streptophyta, Magnoliopsida, Rosales, Rosaceae.
AUGAAAUCGCCCUCCACAGUGAAGGAAAUACAAAGUCUGAUGGGCAGAGCAGCGGCCCUCAACCGAUUCCUCUCGAGAUCAACUGACAAGUGCAGACCAUUCUUCAAAGCUUUGAAGAAAGGACAAAAAGACAAAUGGGACGAGGAGUGCGAAGUAGCUUUCCAGAGUCUGAAGACUUACCUCACCUCACCUCCUCUGCUCUCAAAGCCAGUCCCUGGUGAGGACUUGUUUGUAUACCUGCUAAGCCAAUAUAACCUCCUCUACCGGCCAAAAACUGCAAUAAAAGCCCAUGCUUUAGCAGACUUCGUCGCAGAAUUCACUGUAUCAGCCGAAAAAGAGAAGUUGGUCAAACAAAAGAAGGAAAGUUCAAAAGCAGGCGGGACCUCCGCAGAACCUAGCCAACCCAGAGACAUGUGGCAAUUGCGCGUAGACGGAGCGUCGAACCAAAAAGGAGCUGAAGCAGGGGUCGUCCUCACCACCCUGGAUGGAACCCUGUUGGAGCAAGCUAUUACGCUUGGCUUCCCGGCCUCGAACAACGAGGCAGAAUACGAGGCAUUGCUCUCCGGCCUACGCUUGGCAAAAGAGCUCAUAAUCAAAAAGCUAGCCAUCUACUCAGACUCACAAUUGAUCACGAAUCAAGCCUCAGGUGAAUACAUGGCAAAGCACCCAAGGAUGAUCUUGUACCUUGACAAAGUCCAAGAGCUGUUGAAGGUAUUUCCCACCUUCACCAUCCAACAAGUGCCCCGGGCAGAGAACGCUCAUGUAGACGCACUGGCAAGCCUAGGAUCAGUGCUGGAUACCCAGUUUAGACGCUCCAUCCCGGUCGAACACCUUGACCGACCAAGCAUUAAAGAAAUGGAGCUAAUCGAUACCAUGCAGAUUGACGAGGACCCCAGUUGGCAAGACCCCAUCAUCGACUAUUUGACGAAUGGAAACCUGUCAACGGACAAGUCCGAAGCUAGAAAGGUCCAGCAGAAGGCCGCGAGAUACUACAUGCACGGCAACAAGCUCAUCCGCAGAUCAUACUCCGGCCCUCAUCUCACCUGCAUAAAGUACCCACAAACACUUGAGGUUCUCUGCAAAAUUCACGACGGCGAGUGUGGCAACCACUCUGUGGGCAGGUCGCUGGCCCAGAAAGCUCUAAACAUAGGAUACUUCUGGCCUACCAUGCGUCACGACUCCGCUGAAUAUGUCAAGAAGUGUGAUAGCUUCGAUGUGGAGCGAUUCAUCUGGAGAAACAUCAUAUGCCGGUUUGGCUGCCCACAGUCGCUGGUUACCGACAAUGGCUCACAGUUCAUUGGCAAGCAGAUCGCCGCCUUUUUUGCGAAAUACAAGAUCAAGCAACACUUGUCCACCCUGAGGUAUCCACAAGGAAAUGGACAAGCCGAGGCAUCCAACAAAGUCAUAUUGGACUACUUGAAGAAAAGGCUGGAAUGCGCCGAAGGAAAAUGGGUGGAUGAACUCCCCGGAGUACUAUGGGCUUAUCGCACCACCAAACGAAGAUCGACUGGUGAAACCCCAUUCUCCCUCGCCUAUGGAACAGAAGCGAUCAUGCCACCUCACAUCACUGUCCCCUCCAUAAGCUUGGAAGUGGGCAGUGUUGAUCAGAACUCCGAGCAGAUGAGGCUCAACCUCGACUUACUUGAAGGCGAACGUGAGAAGACCAUUAUCCAGGUCACCUCCUAUCAGCAACAGUUGAAGUCUUACCACGACAAGAGAGCUAAGGUCAGACAGUUUCAACCAGGCGACCUCGUGCUAAGAAAGGCUUUCAUUACUGCACCGAGGCAAGGGUUAAAAAAGAUGAAUCCUAACUGGGAGGGUCCUUACAUGAUCAGCCAGUCUGGGGGCAGAGGAAGCUACACACUCGACACUAUGGAGGGGAAGGAAAUACCACGACAAUGGAAUGCUCACCAUCUUCGAACGUAA